CGGGAGUAGCCAAGCGUUGUCUAUAUAAGUUGCCGCCGGGAGAAAGAGGCCCGAAAUAACCAAAGCCCCAUUGGCGUCAUUUGGCGUGAGGGCCGAGGACAAGAGCGAGGCUCCAACGGCUAUUUACCUUUUAUCUAUACCUCGUUUGCGUCUCUUUGAUCCAAAUGGAGCCCUCUUCCCGCGGCCCGGCCAGCUUCCUCACCCAGGCCAAUGCUCUCCUCAGGAAGAACCUUACCUUCCAGAAACGGAAUCUGAAGACGAACAUCGGAAUCAUUGGCUUCCCGGUCUUCAUCUGCGUGGUGCUUGUCAUCCUCCAGAAUGUACUCAACGAUCAGCUCGGCAAGGCCAAGUACCGAUGUGGAUGUGUCUGCAUCGAUACAAAUGGAGAUGGCAACUGCGAGACCGUCUGUGGGCUUCAAUACUCGACACCGGAUCAAGUGAACAGCUGCCCGAUACCCAGCCCUCCGAAGUGGCCAGCUCUAUUGCAAGUCCCUCGCCUUGCAUCUCGUGCCGUUCGAUCUGGUUUUGUUUCGUCCACGGACUUGCCGGAUGCGUCCUGCAAAGAUUCAAAAUCCUGUCCGGCUACUGUACUUUUCACGGGUCGUAACCAAACGCUGGCAGAAAGUCUGGCGGGGAAUUUGUUUAAGAGCACUUCUUCCUCGAUGAAUUUCUCAGAUUAUCUAAAUCUUCUAUCUAGUGUUGUACCGGGGUCGGACACACCGACCAGAGAUACACAAUUCAUCGAACCUGCGUUCGUCUCUGAUAGACCAUUAUAUGUGUUGCAACCUCAAUGCACAGCAAAUUUCACACGUUCAGUUUCCUUUGAGAUUUCUAACAGAACGCUUGAGCUAGAGGUAGAAUGUGUUCAAGGACUGUCAUUAUGGCGUGAUAGUUCAUCGGCAGUAAAUGAUGAGUUGUUUAAGGGCUACCGACAAGAGAAUACAAAAAGGAAGACAAAUGAAUACAUUGCAGCUUAUGACAUCCUGAACUCUGAUGAGAAUGGUUUCAACUUGAACAUUUGGUACAACUCAACCUAUAAUAACGACACUGGGUAUGUCCCAAUUGCAUUGUUGCGUGUUCCUCGCUCAAUGAAUGCGGCCUCCAAUGCAUACCUCCGGUUUCUAAGAGGUAUGGGCGUAAUGAUGCGACUUGAAUAUGUGAAAGACAUGCCAAAAUCAGGAACAGAUAAUAGAUUUGAUAUUUCUUCUCUCCUUGGUGCAUUGUUCUUCACGUGGAUUGUUAACCUACUUUUGCCGGUUAUAUUGAAUUACCUGGUAUACGAGAAGCAACAAAAGUUAAAGAUUAUUAUGAAAAUGCAUGGGCUAAAGGAUGGACCCUACUGGGUCAUAUCUUAUGCUUACUUUUUUUCUCUGUCAGCAGUCUAUAUGAUAUGUUUCGUGAUAUUUGGCUCUGUUAUAGGGCUGAAAUUCUUCACAUUGAAUGAUUACAGCAUACAGUUUGUAUUCUAUGCCAUUUACGUAAACUUGCAGAUUGUGACAGCCUUCCUAAUGGCAGCCUUUUUUUCUAGUGUAAAGACUGCUACAGUAAUUGGGCACAUAUAUGUAUUUGCUUCGGGCUUAUUAGGACAAUUUCUUUUGCGUUUUUUUAUGGAAGAUAGCUCAUUCCCAAGAGGUUGGAUUAUAGUCAUGGAGAUUGUUCCCGGGUUUUCCUUGUAUCGUGGGUUAUAUGAGUUUGCCCAAUAUGCUUUCAUGGGAGAUAAUAUGGGGACUUCUGGUAUGCGAUGGAAAGAUCUAAGUGACAGUCAGAAUGGAAUGAGGAACGUCUUGAUUAUUAUGACUGUGGAAUGGCUAGUAUUGCUUCCAGCUGCAUACUAUUUAGAUCAGGUUGCCUCAUCAGGAGGUAUCAGAAGAGGUCCUCUAUUUUUUCUGCAGUAUUUUCAGAAGAAGCCUUCAGCAUCUUUUCGAAAACCAAGUUUAAAGCGAGAAGAAUCCAAAGUUUUUGUAGAAAUGGAGCGACCUGAUGUUUCUCAAGAAAGAGAGGUAGUUGAGCAGCUACUAUUAGAACAGAGCACUAGUUAUGCAAUCAUCUCUGAUAACAUUAAGAAGGUUUACCCAAGAAGAGAUGGAAAUCCAGAGAAGUUUGCAGUUCGGGGGUUAUCUCUAGCUGUGCCUCAUGGGGAAUGUUUUGGCAUGCUUGGUCCCAAUGGUGCUGGAAAAACUUCAUUUAUCAAUAUGAUGACUGGACUUACUACACCAACCUCUGGCACUGCAUAUGUUCGUGGAUUGGACAUAAGGAUUGAUAUGGAUGAAAUAUACACAAGCAUGGGUGUAUGCCCGCAGCAUGACUUGCUUUGGGAAACAUUGACGGGCAGAGAGCAUUUAUUGUUUUAUGGUCGAUUGAAGAAUCUCAAAGGUGCUGCAUUAAUGCAGGCAGUUGAGGAAUCCUUGAAGAGUGUGAAUCUUUUCUACGGUGGUGUUGGUGACAAACAAGCUGGAAAAUACAGUGGUGGUAUGAAGAGGAGACUUAGCGUCGCCAUUGCACUGAUUGGUGAUCCAAAAGUUGUCUAUAUGGAUGAACCAAGUACUGGAUUAGAUCCAGCAUCAAGAAAAAACUUAUGGAAUGUUGUGAAGCAUGCAAAAAGAAAUCGGGCAAUUAUUCUCACUACACAUUCAAUGGAGGAGGCAGAGUACCUAUGUGAUAGACUGGGUGUCUUUGUGGAUGGAAGUUUGCAGUGCAUAGGAAAUCCAAAGGAGCUAAAGGCUAGAUAUGGAGGAUCUUACGUCUUUACCAUGACAACAUCUUCAAAUGAAGAGGAAGAGGUAGAAAGCUUGGUUCGACAGCUCUCUCCUAGUGCAAAUAGGAUAUAUCAUAUAUCUGGAACCCAAAAGUUUGAAGUGCCAAAGCACGAGGUUAGAAUUGCUGAUGUUUUCCGAGCAGUAGAAAUUGCAAAGAAGAAAUUCACCAUACAUGCUUGGGGCUUGGCAGAUACCACCUUAGAGGAUGUCUUCAUCAAAGUUGCCAAAGGAGCACAGUCAUUUAAUCUGCUCUCAUGAUUGUUAAUAAACUCAAGGUGCUGCAUAUAUUACUUUUGUUUGACGUUUUCGUUUGCUGAUGUCUCAAAUAGUUCCCACAGACAACUUGUUCUUCCUGCUGCUGUUGCUGUUGCAACAUCAGAGAUGGUUUGUUGCAUGCAUAAUGUAUUAUAGUAACUAAAUCUGUAGAUCCUGAAAUAUUUUUGUGGUUGUGUGCGGUUUUGAUCUUUAAUUUUGUUUUAGUGAAGUCUCCUUUCUGGCGAAA
Molecule: messenger RNA, 3258 nt
Organism: Elaeis guineensis (African oil palm)
Lineage: Eukaryota; Viridiplantae; Streptophyta; Magnoliopsida; Arecales; Arecaceae
Product: ABC transporter A family member 7
Biological process (GO): lipid transport; transmembrane transport
Cellular component (GO): membrane; intracellular membrane-bounded organelle
Molecular function (GO): ATP hydrolysis activity; lipid carrier activity; ABC-type transporter activity
Source: RefSeq, a predicted model, not a curated record